AUGGGAUUCAAGACGUACUCCAUGUCGGAGUGUGCUCAGUACACAAGAGAGCGUUUCACAACGUUACUCCCUUCAAGGGAGCAAUGGGAGGUUGAGAAGAGCCAUAUGAACCCGUUCCCUGGCUUGAGAGCGAUGACCUGGCGUAAUUGGCAGUUCUAUAUCAUCGGCAUGUUGGCGUGGACAUGGGAUGCGCUGGACUUCUUCGCCAUGUCCUUGAACAUGUCGAACAUCUCUGAAGACUUGAACCGUUCAGUAAAGGACGUCUCCUGGGGUAUAACUCUGGUUCUGAUGUUCAGAUCUGUUGGUGCUAUCUUCUUUGGUUACUUUGGUGAUAGAUAUGGUAGAAAAUGGCCGUUGAUCGUCAACCUGAUCUGCCUUAUUGUGAUUCAAAUCGGUACUGGUUUUGUCAAAACGUACUCCGAGUUCCUUGGUGUGCGUGCCCUUUUCGGUAUCUUUAUGGGAUCUAUGUACGGAUUGGCCUCUGCCACGGCCCUUGAAGGACUGCCAACAGAUGCACGUUCGUUCCUCUCUGGUGUGUUCCAACAAGGUUACGCACUUGGCUAUCUUUUGGCUGUUAUUUUCCAAAGAGCAAUCACUGAUACAACAGAGAAGGGUUGGAGAUCACUCUUUUGGUUCUCUGCUGGUCCUCCAGUUCUCUUCAUCCUUUGGAGAGCUUUCCUUCCAGAAACAGAGGAGUUCUUGCAGCAGAAGCUACACAUGUCCAACAGAAAAUCGACCUUCAGAAGAGAUGCCUGGAACACGUUCAAACAACAAUGGGUCAAGAUGGGCUAUCUCGUCUUACUUAUGGCUGGUAUGAACUUCAUGUCCCAUGGAUCCCAGGAUUUGUAUCCAACAAUGUUGACAAAGCAAUUGGGAUUUUCAUCUGAUAGAUCAACCGUGACCAAUUCUGUUGCAAAUCUAGGUGCCAUGGCUGGUGGUAUGGUCAUUGGUCAUUUCUCUGGUUUCAUUGGCCGUCGUGCUGCCAUAAUGGUUUGCUGCAUCUGUGGUGGUGCUAUGAUCUAUCCAUGGGCUUUUGUAACUGGCAAUGGUAUCAACGCCGGUGUGUUCUUCCUUCAGUUCUUCGUUCAAGGUGCAUGGGGUGUUAUUCCUAUUCACUUGUCUGAGUUGUCUCCACCAGAGUUUAGAGCAUUUGUCGUUGGUGUUUCUUACCAAUUGGGUAACUUGGUGUCCAGUGCAUCAUCCACCAUUGAAACCACAAUCGGUGAGAGAUUCCCCCUAUACACAGAGACUGGUGAGAGACGUGAAGGAGUCUACGACUACGCUAAAGUGAUGGCAAUCUUUGUUGGUGCAGUGUUUGCCUACGUGUUUUUGAUCUCAUUUAUCGGACCAGAGAACCGUCACGCAAACAUCAACUUUGUUCUAUCUGAUGAAGAACAGCGUGAGAUGGUUAGCCAAGGUAAGAUCAUUACACACAAGGGUUCUGAUGAUGAGAACCUUGACGAGGAGAAGGCUGUUGCCUUCCACACUGAGAACGUUGUUUCUGAGGUUAAAUGA
This is a messenger RNA of Williopsis jadinii, 1515 nucleotides long. RefSeq names its product MFS general substrate transporter. NCBI's taxonomy places the organism in Eukaryota, Fungi, Ascomycota, Saccharomycetes, Phaffomycetales, Wickerhamomycetaceae. Gene Ontology annotation, biological process: plasma membrane lactate transport. The record is from RefSeq and is a predicted model, not a curated record. The coding region runs from base 1 to 1515 and encodes 504 amino acids. Gene Ontology annotation, molecular function: secondary active monocarboxylate transmembrane transporter activity. Gene Ontology annotation, cellular component: plasma membrane. The transcript has a single exon.